Molecule: messenger RNA, 2171 nt
Organism: Pipistrellus kuhlii (Kuhl's pipistrelle)
Lineage: Eukaryota; Metazoa; Chordata; Mammalia; Chiroptera; Vespertilionidae
Gene: RSPO1
Product: R-spondin 1
Exons: 6
Coding region: 541-1344 (267 amino acids)
Source: RefSeq, a predicted model, not a curated record
GCCCCUCUCCCGGCUGGGAGCUGCGGCCGGGGAGGCGCGACGGGGAGCGCGCGGGCCGGGGCGGGGAGCGGGGAGCGGACCGCCGCGCGGGGCGCCGGGGAGAGCGAGGCCGGAGCGGGCCGCCCGGGGGACCGAUGCGCCGGGUGGGGCGCGGGCCCCGGAGGGCGUGAGCCGCUCGGGGAUUGAGCAACCGGGGAGCCGGCGGGCGGAGCGCGCGGGAGCCCGGGACAGUCGAGCGGCGGCGGCGGGCGGACGGGCGCGCCCUCGCCCCUCCCGGGUCUGCUCCCGUCGGGCUGGCGGCGCGGAGGUUGGGUUUUGGAAGUGUCCCUGCCGAGUGCCUUUGAGGAAAGCUCUCUGGACCACCUUACAGACUGACAAAGAAGUGGACUCCUCAGCUGAAAUCAUGGUGGAAUUGGGACACGGCCCAGGCCUGGGCCUCCUGCUGCUGACCCAGCCCGGGAGGCGUUAGCGAGAGCCCUGCGCCAUCCAUCACCCCAAAGACCACCCCUCCUGCCAGGGGCCUGGAGCUGGCGAGUGACUAUGCGGCUUGGGCUGUGUGUGGUGGCCCUCAUUCUGAGCUGGAUGCAUAUCGCUGCUGGCAGCCGGGGGACCAAGGGGAAGAGACAGAGGCGGAUCAGUGCCGAGGGGAGCCAGGCCUGCGCCAAAGGCUGCGAGCUCUGCUCCGAGGUCAACGGCUGCCUCAAGUGCUCGCCCAAGCUGUUCAUCCUGCUGGAGAGGAACGACAUCCGCCAGGUGGGCGUCUGCCUGCCAUCCUGCCCGCCCGGAUACUUCGAUGCCCGCAACCCUGACAUGAACAAGUGCAUCAAAUGCAAGAUUGAGCACUGCGAGGCCUGCUUCAGCCACAACUUCUGCACCAAGUGCAAGGAGAGCUGGUACCUGCACAAGGGCCGCUGCUACCCAGCCUGCCCCGAGGGCUCCGCAGCUGCCAACGGCACAAUGGAGUGCAGCAGUCCUGCACAAUGUGAAAUGGGCGAAUGGUCCCCGUGGGGGCCAUGCGCCAAGAGGAAGAAGCUCUGUGGCUUCCGGAGGGGUUCGGAGGAGCGGACGCGGAGGGUGCUCCACGCGCCUGGGGGGGACCACGCCGUCUGCUCCGACACCAGAGAGAUCCGGAGGUGCACGGUGCGGAGGACGCCCUGUCCUGAGGGGCAGAAGAGGAAGAAGGGAGGCCAGGGCCGGAGGGAAAAGGCCAACAGGAAUCCGAGCAGGAAGGAGAGCAAGGAGGCAGGCACCGGCUCUCGGAGACGCAAGGGCCAGCGGCAGCAGCAGCAGCAGCAGCAGCAGCAGGGGACAGAGGGGCCGCUCACAUCUGCAGGGCCCACCUAGGGACCCUCUUCAGCCUCCAGGCCUGCGCGGAAAAAGGGACGGACGCUUUACUGAACUGGAGCUCUGGAGGGCAACAUGGACACACACUCUGCACACAUACAUGGACACACACACACACACACACACAGCGACCCCCAUGUCCAAACAUGGAAUCAACAAACAUGCAAACGUGUGUGCGCACACACACACACACCCAUAAACACUCGAGGCUACCGGAGACACUUCUAUCCCUUGGACCUCAUGAUAUGGACAGGACAGGGAGCUGGACAGGUCAUCUCUGCCAGGAGGGGCCCCUGGCAGCACGUACUUGGUUUGCGUGCUCCCUGCGGACACAGAGAGAACAUUUCCCGGUGCCCAGGCCCGACCUUCGCCGAGGGGAGCCUUCUGGAGGAGCCGGCAGGACCAGCCCGUGCGGCAGACCGGAGCCACAGCGUGAGGACUGUUCUGCAUGUCCAGCUGUGUGACCUGAUCGUUGUUUCCCAUCCGAGAUCCACAUCAGGGCUGCCCCGACUUUGAAAACUGCUCGAAGGUUUAUUUCUAAUUAAAAACAAAGACGAAAUGACCACCGUGGCCCUGGGCACCACGUUCUUUUUCAGGGUACGGGUUUUGGUGGGGCACGUCUGGGAGCAGGAAGAGUCAGAGCUGAGUUUUAAAAGAUCCCUGCUGGCCCCCUGGACAGAGCAGGAAGAAAACUUGAGGAUAGUCACGAUGGAGCCAGCUUCUCUAGCCUUGUUACCCGGAGUGUGGUCUGCGGACCAGCAUUGAGGGCAUCACUGGGCAGCUUGUUAGAAACGGGACUCUCGGGUCCCAUCCCAGACCCGAUGAGC